This is a messenger RNA of Anolis sagrei ordinatus, 2969 nucleotides long. It is a transcript of the gene CTPS1, whose product is annotated as CTP synthase 1. The record is from RefSeq and is a predicted model, not a curated record. Gene Ontology annotation, molecular function: CTP synthase activity; identical protein binding. Gene Ontology annotation, biological process: CTP biosynthetic process; pyrimidine nucleobase biosynthetic process. Lineage: Eukaryota; Metazoa; Chordata; Lepidosauria; Squamata; Anolidae. Gene Ontology annotation, cellular component: cytoplasm; cytoophidium.
AAGUCUCCUGCUCCUCCUCCUGGCCCAUGCGUUCUCUUCGCGCGCGCCGGCUUCACGCGCUCAGAGCUGCCUCUCUCUCUGUCUCUCUCGGUACCGGCUGGGCCUUGUCGGAGCGCCUCAGAAAGAGAAGCCUCGCCCAGCGGUGGGUUAGUCCUUGUGAGGCGAAAGGUUUUAAAGCAAAUGAAGUACAUUUUGGUAACUGGUGGUGUUAUCUCUGGAAUUGGCAAAGGGAUCAUUGCCAGCAGUGUUGGGACAAUUCUCAAAUCAUGUGGAUUGCACGUCACUUCAAUUAAAAUUGACCCGUACAUUAACAUUGAUGCAGGCACCUUCUCUCCUUAUGAGCAUGGUGAAGUGUUCGUGUUGGACGAUGGAGGGGAAGUAGAUUUGGAUCUGGGUAACUAUGAACGUUUUCUUGAUAUCCGACUCACAAAAGAUAAUAAUCUGACAACGGGGAAGAUCUAUCAGUAUGUCAUCAACAAAGAAAGGAAAGGAGACUACCUGGGCAAAACUGUUCAAGUUGUACCCCACAUUACGGAUGCAAUUCAAGAAUGGGUGUUGAGACAGGCACGAAUACCUGUAGAUGAAGAUGGUAUAGAGCCUCAAGUUUGUGUGAUUGAGCUUGGAGGAACAGUAGGAGACAUUGAAAGCAUGCCUUUCAUUGAAGCAUUCCGCCAAUUUCAAUUCAAAGUCAAGCGAGAAAAUUUUUGCAAUAUUCAUGUCAGUCUUGUACCACAGCCAAGUUCUACAGGAGAACAGAAGACUAAGCCCACACAGAACAGUGUUCGCGAACUUCGGGGCCUUGGUCUUUCACCAGAUCUUAUUGUCUGCAGAUGUUCCACACCUCUUGAUACCUCAGUUAAAGAGAAGAUUUCCAUGUUUUGUCAUGUAGAACCAGAACAGGUCAUUUGUGUUCAUGAUGUCUCUUCCAUCUACCGAGUGCCUCUGUUGCUAGAGGAACAAGGAGUGGUGGAUUACUUUCGUCACAGGCUCAACCUUCCCAUUGAAAAGCAGCCUAGAAGAAUGCUGAUGAAGUGGAAGGAGAUGUCGGACAGAUAUGACCGUUUAUUGGAGACCUGCUCUAUUGCUCUUGUUGGCAAAUACACCAAGUUUUCAGACUCUUAUGCCUCUGUUAUCAAAGCUUUGGAACAUUCUUCUCUAGCUAUCAAUCACAAGCUUGAGAUAAAGUACAUUGAUUCUGCUGACUUGGAACCAAUUACUCUACAAGAAGAGCCGGUUCGAUACCACGAGGCUUGGCAGAAACUCUGCAGUUCUGAUGGAGUUCUAGUUCCAGGUGGCUUUGGUGUUCGAGGGACAGAAGGGAAGAUACAAGCUAUUUCUUGGGCAAGAAAACAGAAAAAGCCUUUUCUAGGAGUCUGUUUGGGAAUGCAGUUAGCAGUUGUGGAGUUUGCUCGCAAUAUCCUCAAAUGGCAAGAUGCCAAUUCUACAGAAUUUGACCCCAAAACGGCGCAUCCUGUGGUAAUAGACAUGCCGGAACAUAAUCCUGGUCAAAUGGGUGGAACAAUGCGGCUUGGCAAGAGAAGAACCGUCUUCCAAACGGAUAACUCAGUCAUGAGAAAACUGUAUGGAGAUAUUGACCAUAUAGAAGAGAGGCACAGGCACAGAUUUGAGGUAAAUCCAGAAUUGAAAAAUGCUUUAGAAGAAAAAGGUAUGAAGUUCGUUGGUCAGGAUGUUGAAGGAGAACGGAUGGAAAUAGUUGAGCUGGAAGAUCAUCCAUUUUUUGUUGGUGUUCAGUAUCAUCCAGAGUUUCUGUCCAGGCCUAUAAAGCCAUCUCCCCCUUACUUUGGUUUCCUCCUGGCUUCUGCAGGGAGGCUCGCACAUUAUCUACAGAAAGGUUGCAGACUCUCUCCUAGGGAUACAUACAGUGACAGAAGUGGAAGUAGUUCGCCAGACUCCGAGAUGACAGAAUUGAAAUUUACUGCAGUAAAUCAUGAGUAAUUGCAGAUACACCUCAUGAGUAGAAGAUCCUUUUUUGGAUGCAAUGGCUAAACACCUGGAAUCUUAUACCAUUAUAAUUUUAUUUUUAGAAAUCAUGUCACCCCUUUUUGCCCCUCUUUUACAUUUAUUUUUAGUACUUUACUUUGAGAAGGUGACACCAGUGCAUACUUAUGUGCUGUUAUAAGCUUACAAAGAAUAAUGGCAGAAGACAGAUUCUGGAUUUCUGGUGAAAUUUAGUAUGUUAUUAUGAAUAGUCAUAAAUGUUGCCAAGUAGAAUAUCUAGAUUCAGGUUUUCUGUGAACUUCCAUUGUAGGAAGUUAUAUAUUGUUUUCACUCUUAAAGGGUUGUAGAGUGGAAGAUUCUCAGGGCUGUAAAACUUAAUCCUUUUUAAAGUAAUGGAUUUGUUUCUACAUGGCCACUGUUGAAGACCUUUUCUGGGAAUAUCAUUUUUCUGCUCUUAAAACUAUAAUAUUUAGUUUAUUUCCCUCCUAGGAAGAGUGAAUGUGUUGCAAUAAUGGAAUUCAAAUGUGAGUGUAUAAAUUUUCAGUAUUUUAGAUGCACAGGCGAAGGGUGUAUUUUUCUUUACUCCUGUUUCCUGGACUCAUAUAAUUCCUUGUAUCAAGGGGGGGGGGGGGCGCUGUACAAGAAAACAACUUUUCAUAAGCUGCCUUUUGGGAUUCUCAAUGAGAUGGCUGCCUUGCAUUUAAAAGUCUAAAGUCCUUCUGUUUGUAAGGGAGGCCCACCUCACUCUGUCACCCCAUUGUUGAGAAAACGUCACCGUGUUGGCAUACAAGAUGCCAUAGGGGGAAUUCAGUAAUAUAUUUACUGCAGCCUGCAAGUGAGUAAAAGGAUGGCAGAGGACUUUUACAAACAUGAGAACUACAUGAAAUAAGAAUUUACGCUCUUUUUGCCAAUGUAGCUUAUACACUGUGUAUCAAGUAAAUAAGAAUGUUCUUAUAAAACAUGCCCUGUGUACAAACAGUUUUCAGUUCAUUAAAACUUGGGGAAAGUAA